AUGAAUAUGACAGCUGAAGACUUGGCCAAUUUUACCACUUUGCCAAUACAGGCAAACUCUUUCAUAAACUGCACAGAGGAAGACUUCUUACUGAUGAAAUACUAUAUCUCUGCUUUUUAUGGGAUGAUUUUUGUGCUGUGUUUCCCAGUGAAUAUUGUUGUAAUCUUCAUGUACUUUUUCAAGAUGAGGCCCUGGAAAAGCAGCACCAUCAUUAUGUUAAACUUGGCUAUCACCGACCUGUUCUACUUAACUACUCUUCCUUUCCUGAUACACUACUUCGCCAAUGGAAAUAAUUGGAUCUUUGGAAAUGUCAUGUGCAAGUUUAUUAUGUUCAAUUUCUACUUUAACAUGUAUAGCAGUAUCCUGUUUCUCUGUUGCUUCAGCAUCUUCCGGUACAUUGUAGUACUCUAUCCAAUUAACUGGAUUUUUGUUCACAAGAAGAAAUGGGCUAUGAUGGCCUGCAUUGUAGUCUGGGUGAUUUCCCUGGGAGCUGUUAGUCCUCUUGGCUUUCUAAUCACCACAAAAAAGAAACAAAACAGAACCAUUUGUAUGGACCUUACUAAUGUUACCAACCUCAAUGCCAGCUGGUGGUACAACCUACUUCUGACUGUGUUUGCCUUCCUCUUGCCUUUGCUCAUUGUGACACUUUGUUACUCUGCAAUUAUUUACACCUUGGAUAAAGGGCCCAACAAUCACACUUCUUACAAGCAGAAGGCUCGCAAACUUGCCAUCCUAAUCUUGGCGGUCUUUUAUGUGUGUUUCCUACCCUUCCAUAUCUUUAGAGGGGUUCGGAUAGAACUACAACUGUAUCCAGUUAGCUGUCCAAUUAAGACCCAGAUCCUUGGUAUAUUUACCGCAACUAAACCUUUAGCGGCACUAAACGUAGUUGGUAACUUAUUACUGUAUGUCGUAAUGGGAGGUAACUUCCAAAGGGCUGUCCUCUCUGUUUUGAAAUUUAGGACAAAAAAAAAAUCUGAACUAGAAAGACAGUAA
Alligator sinensis (Chinese alligator) is the source of this 993-nucleotide messenger RNA. RefSeq names its product 2-oxoglutarate receptor 1-like. Gene Ontology annotation, molecular function: G protein-coupled receptor activity. NCBI's taxonomy places the organism in Eukaryota, Metazoa, Chordata, Crocodylia, Alligatoridae. The record is from RefSeq and is a predicted model, not a curated record. Gene Ontology annotation, biological process: G protein-coupled receptor signaling pathway. The coding region runs from base 1 to 993 and encodes 330 amino acids. The transcript has a single exon. Gene Ontology annotation, cellular component: plasma membrane.